Molecule: messenger RNA, 3753 nt
Organism: Dicentrarchus labrax (European seabass)
Lineage: Eukaryota; Metazoa; Chordata; Actinopteri; Moronidae
Product: anthrax toxin receptor 1
Exons: 18
Coding region: 357-2234 (625 amino acids)
Cellular component (GO): membrane
Molecular function (GO): signaling receptor activity
Source: RefSeq, a predicted model, not a curated record
AAGAGUUUUGCAAAGAGUUAGACAACCAGGGUCUGAGGAUCUCUCUGUUGCAUGGCCUUGUCAUUAACAAAAAGCAGCCAGAGUGGGAGGUUGUGGAGCUUUUCUCAUCCUUGUGCAGACCCAUUGAUGAGAGGGUCCCAACAACAGUGAGACCCACAACACUCAUGCUUUCUCUCUCCCCUCCACUCCGACCUUUGAGUUACACCUACUGCCUUCCUUUGGAUUAUUGCUCUUUUUCAGUGCUGAAGGCGCCCGUGGAGGACUGAAAGAAGAAUCUGCAAGGAGGAUUAACCCUGCAGCAAUUUUUUUAAACUUUAACUUUUUUGAAGUUGGUUUUAUUCAUCAUCACCAUCUGUAUGAGAUUUUCUUCAGCUGGAAUAAUGCCUUCGUGGUGGAGUAGAAGCUCCUGGUUUCCUGUGGUGUUUGGUGCUGCGCUGGUUGUUCUUACUGCUGGCAAUGCUGGACCGAACCAGGACAGGAGGCAGGCUGGGUCCUCCUCAUGCUUUGGAGGCUUUGAUCUUUACUUUGUUUUGGACAAAUCUGGGAGUGUGCAGAAUCACUGGAAUGAAAUCUACCACUUUGUUGAACAUCUAGCUCAUAAAUUCAUAAGUCCACAGUUGCGGAUGUCCUUCAUUGUGUUUUCCACUGAGGGACGGAUCUUGAUGAGCCUGACAGAAGACAGGGAACGCAUUCGCAAAGGUCUGGAGGAGCUCCACGGGGUACUUCCUGGGGGAGACACCUUCAUGCAUGAGGGCAUCCUGAGGGCCAGUGAGCAGAUAUACUAUGGAAACACUGAAGGUUAUCGCACUGCCAGUGUCAUUAUAGCUUUGACAGACGGAGAGCUGCACGAGGAUCUCUUCUACUAUGCUGAGAGAGAGGCCAAUCGCUCCCGAAGUCUGGGUGCCUCAGUUUACUGCGUGGGGGUGAAGGACUUCAAUGAGACACAGCUGGCAAAGAUUGCUGAUAGUAAGGACCACGUCUUCCCUGUGAAUGAUGGAUUUGAGGCCUUGCAGGGGGUCAUUGACUCGAUCCUGAAGAAGUCCUGUAUCGAGAUCCUGGCAGCAGAGCCCUCUAGUAUCUGUGCAGGAGAGACCUUCCAAGUGGUGGUGAGAGGAAAUGGAUUCCUCCACGCCCGCAAUGUCGAUAAGGUCCUGUGCAGCUUCCGCAUCAAUGACACCGUUACUAAGAUGGUGAAGCCUUUGAUUGUGGAAGAUACAUAUCUUCUCUGCCCUGCACCAAUACUUCAAGAUGAGGGGAUGGCAGCAAACCUUUAUGUUAGUAUGAACGAAGGUCUUAGUUUCAUCUCCAGUUCAGUCACCAUUACUACUGUGGGCUGUUCUGAUGGGACCAUCCUGGCCAUAGCUCUUCUCAUCCUGAUGCUGCUCCUGGUCUUGGCUCUCCUCUGGUGGUUCUGGCCUCUCUGCUGCACUGUGAUCAUCCAUGAGCCCCCACCGCCGCCUGUGGAGGAGAGUUCGGAUGAUGAAGACUUUGAAGCCCCUAAGAAAAAAUGGCCAACUGUAGAUGCCUCCUACUACGGAGGAAGAGGAGUUGGGGGAAUUAAAAGGAUGGAGGUUCGCUGGGGUGAAAAAGGCUCCACUGAAGAAGGAGCAAAGCUGGAAAAGGCCAAAAAUGCCAAAGUGAAGAUGCCUGAGCAGGAGUAUAUGCCGCCACCCAUGCGAGUUCUCAACAACGGCAUGCACAAACCCCCGGGGCCCCGAAAGUGGUACUCACCCAUCAAGAGCAAACUGGAUGCAUUGUGGGUGCUUUUAAGAAAAGGCUACGACCGUGUGUCUGUAAUGAGACCUCACCCAGGUGACAAGGGCAAAUGCAUGAACUUCACCCGCAUGAAAUCUCCCCCUCUUCAGUACCCGCACUACCACCAACCAUCUCCCAUCUACAACCCUCCACCUGCGCCACAGGGGACCCUCCCACCGACUCCCAGCACCGCUCCAUCAUCUCCAUCGUUCUCCUCUCUCACCCUUCCACCGCUGCCUCCAACCCCUCCUCCUACCUCCACCACUCCCUCCCCUCCCAUCACACCUCCCCCUUACACGCCACCUCCCAACCGGGCCCUGCCUCCGACCACCCUGCACAUACCCGCCCCACCAGCGCUGCCACCCACCCCUCCGCCCUCUGUCUCCCCGACCGGUUCCCUUCCUCCUCCUCCUCCACAGGGACCCCCUCCUGGACGAGCCCCUCCACCUGCCCGCCCACCCCCUCGCCCGGGCCUGUAGACCUCUGGCAGCAGACGGGAGAGUUUUAAUUUAAAAAGGCAUCUCAGAGUCCCUACAACAAUCAGCACAUGACCACCCUUGAUUGUACCUGCAAGCGACAUGUGAGUGCCUUGUGCCACGCUUGGUGGGCUGUGGCCUUUCUGCCUUGUGAAGUGGAGCAGUGAGGCCUUGUUUCCAGCUAUUUGUCUACAGUGACUUUUGUACACAUUUAGCCCAACAGUGCAAUUGCUUGGAUGCUUGAAUUACACAGACAUUCCCUACAAAUGAGGUCACGCAGGCCCAGCUCAAAAACAUUUGACUCCAUGGUCCGUUGAGCUGCUUCAGGGCCUGUUGUCCCCUCCAUGAGCUCAUAAGAUUGGAUGAAUCCUGACCAUGCAGAGGAACAACAGCUUGUACUAAUGCCUCUGUACAUUGGCCACAGUCAUGGUUCAAAAUGACACUAAAAUCUGUGUCUGUGUAACAUUUCUAUCCUUCCUGGUAAGAGAUAAAAGACUCAUAUUGCAAAUGUUCCACACACAGCAGAUUUAGAAGAAUCGGAAAAUCCCUGAUUUUGUACUCUUGAAUGUUGAGCAAUUGCAUGCAAUAAUGUUUGAGUCAGCAUUUUUUUUACUUUUUUAUAACGUUUCUACCUUGUUUUAUACAACAUAAACACAUUUUUUAUUUGUACUUUUAGCGCUGAGUAGACCACAUUUUCUGAGUUUUCUUUUUUUUUCAUCAUUGCUGAUAAACACAUGUACAGUAAGCAUAUUGAAACAGCGAUGCAACGUAUCAGAACUUUUGACUUCUAUGCCGUAUUAAACCAGCCUAAUGUGAGUCAUUACUGGCCUAUUUUUUGUGCACAUCAGAGUAAACAAUAAAUUGGGAUUUAGACACCAAAUUAGCCCCAUUACUUCAACUGACCUGACCGAGAUGACCAAGAUGAUAUCCGGCUAUCAAUAUGUGGACAGAAAAUAUGUCAGUCAGGGAAAAGCUUUGCACAUCGUCUUACUCAUCCGCCCACGGCCUCUAGCAAUAUGUGUAAACAAUCAUUUUGAUAUAACCAUGUGUGUUCAGAUAUCUGUGUGUGUGCGUGUGUGUGUCAGAAAGACAGAGAGACUAACCUACUAUAUGUAUUUGUGACAGCCAGUCCCACAGUGACCAGAGUCCGUAUGCCAGUUUUAUCAAAUUAUUUUUGCACAAGGUCCUUUCACAGCAUGGGACAUGAUAAAAGAAUUCUGUUUCAGGGGUCAAAUAAAGUUCAGUGUAGUGUAAAUAAAUGGUUAAUAUGCAGCUGUUCUUUGAUGGUGAUCAGAGAAGUGUCUGCAGAAUGCAGAUUACAAGCUCAUCUUCAAUCAGAAAGGGUCUUUCACUCAAAGGGUCUCAUGUAAAUGUCAUGGCAUAUCUGAAAAGACUGUAUGUAACUUUCCACCAAUACAGUAUGUAGACAUCUGUUUGUUUCAUUCAAAAUGAAAUGAUUUAAGUGUAUUAAAUUGAAAUGUCUUUCUGUAUUUUUCUUCAAAUACAAUUACUGACCUGUAAA